AUGGCGAAGCACGCAAGGAUGUUCUUGUACCUUGACAAAGUCCAAGAGUUGUUGAAGGCGUUUCCCACCUUCACCAUCCAGCAAGUUCCCAGAGCAAAGAACGCGCACGCAGAUGCACUGGCAAGCUUAGGAUCGGCGCUGGAUACCCAGUUCAGACACUCCAUCCCGGUCGAGCACCUUGACCAGGCUAGCAUAGAGGAGGCAGAGCAGCCGGACCUGAUGCAGAUCGAUGAGGAUCCUAGCUGGCAAGACCCAAUUAUUGACUACCUAGUGAAUGAAAACCUGCCCAAGGACAAGUCCGAGGCCAGAAAAAUCAAGCAGAAGGCUGCAAGAUACAUGAAAGGCGACAUGCUUAUCCGCAGAUCAUACUACGGACCUCAUCUCACUUGCAUCAAGUACCCACAAACGCUCGAGGUUCUCUGCAAGAUACACGACGGCGAAUGUGGAAAUCACGCUGGGGGCAGAUCGCUUGCUCAGAAGGCUCUCAGCAUAGGCUAUUUCUGGCCUACCAUGCGCCAAGACUCCACGGAGUAUGCUCGAAGAUGUGAUCGAUGCCAACGCUACAAGCCAGUCCCUGGCCUGCCCGCUGAGGAAUACAAUCCGCAGAACAGUCCAUGGCCAUUCAUGCAGUGGGCCAUUGACUUGGUGGGAACUAUGCCGACGGCACCUGCCAAUAAAGAGAUGUUGAUCGUUGCCACUGAUUACUUCACCAAAUGGAUCGAGGCCGAGGCUUUAUCUUCUACCAAGGAGGCCGAUGUUGAACGGUUCAUCUGGAAGAACAUUAUUUGCAGAUUCGGUUGCCCGCAAUCGAUAGUCACCGACAAUGGUACACAGUUCGUGGGCAGGCAGAUCACUGUAUUCUUUGCAAAGUAUGGCAUCAAACAACACCUGUCAACACCCCGAUACCCGCAAGGCAAUGGCCAAGCAGAGGCAUCCAACAAGAUAGUGCUGGACUACCUAAAGAAAAGACUAGAAGGCGCAGAAGGAAAAUGGGUUGACGAGCUGCCAGGAGUCCUAUGGGCUUAUCGCACGACCAAAAGGAGAUCGACCGGAGAGACACCAUUUUCCCUGGCCUAUGGGACAUAA
This is a messenger RNA of Prunus armeniaca (apricot), 1086 nucleotides long. The record is from the annotation of a GenBank genome assembly. NCBI's taxonomy places the organism in Eukaryota, Viridiplantae, Streptophyta, Magnoliopsida, Rosales, Rosaceae.